CAGGUUGGGCAGAACCUCCUGGAGGCCCACGCCGAGCUCAUGAUGAUGGAGCACCUUCGAGAUGACAUCCUCUCCCAGCUUCACCUCCGCGGGCUCUCCAGCGCCCAGGCAACUGUGCUCUCCUACUUUGGGGGCCUCCAAGAGCUCAACGAGAUGCGGCUGGUGCACGAGGACCCAGUUCUCUUUGUCACCGCUGUAAGGAUCAUCGAGCGGGAGGAGAAAAUCGACGAUACUCUGCUCCUGGAGGCCACUUUCCUGCCCCCCGGCCGCCCAAAGGGCUGGAGGCAGAAGUUUUACCACGUUCUCCGGGAGACCAUCAGAGGAGCUGGGCCAGGGCUGGCCAAGCACCUGGCGGCGCUGCAGAAGGACAUCGUGGCUGAGCUGCGCGUGGUGAAGGACCUGAUGGUCCAGUGCGUCCCGGCUCACUACGACAUCCUCGGCGUCUGCACGGCCAGCGUGCUCGAGUGGAUGCAGAGGACCCUGGAGGUGGAGUUCAAAGAGUGGUUCAGGGAAGAGGAACCCGAGACGGACCAUCAGGGCUUCUUCCAGUCAGCCCUGCCCGUCAUUGUCAUGCAGAUGCUGAAUGAGAAUAUCCAGGUGGCCUCCUUGAUCACGGACUCCCUGCAGCAGAAGGUUUACGACAUGGCCUUGGAGGAGCUCGAGGCAUUUCUGGGACGUCUGCGGGAAGCCCUGGCGCAAUGCGGGAGGGAGCACCAGAAGGACCGUUCCACACCCAAGUACUACAUCUCCUACCUCCUGGCCAUGCUCAACAACAACCUGGCUCUCAGCUCCUCUGUCUCCUCCCUGCACCCCGACAUCGCCCGCAGAGAAGUCCCUGCAUCCCUCCGGGAUGCUCUAGACAGGACGCAGAAGAAAGCCUGCCAGCUGCGGCUCGAGGAGCGCGACGCGGGGCACCGUACGCCGCUCCUCUGCUUCUUUCAGCCCCUCUGCCUGCAGCUGCCUUCCCGCAAGUGGCUCUCCGGGUCCCAGCUCGUCGGCAGCAUGUGCGAAGUGAUCGACAAGUACGCGAAGGACUUCUCCCGCGUCAGGAAACCCAUCUUCACGCUCCUGCUGACAGAGAGCGAGCUCCUGGUGACGAGCCAGUACCUGCAGGCGCUCAUGCAGAAGAAGAUGGUGUGCAAGAGCGAGGAGAAGAGGGACCAGCUCUGCGACCGCCUGCUGCAGGACGCCGCGCAGCUCCGGGAGCUCUUCUGCGGUCUGGUGAGCCGGGGUUGGGCCACGGGAGGGGAAAAUCGCGCAGUGAUGUCGGCGCAAGGAGCUUUGUAGCUCCCCUCCGCCACUGGCGGCCCCCUCCCGACACUACUCAGCCUGGAGGUGCUGGGCUUCAUCACCAAGUACCCCGACGUCAGCGAUGAGCACGUCUCCACCUUGCUGGAUCUCCGAGGCGACGUCUCCAGGGAGGUGCGGCACAUGGUGCUGGAAAUGAUGGCCCAGCACCCCCAGGUCGUGCCCGAGAGCUACCGCCCCAUCUUCAGCACCAUCCUGGUCCCCGCGCCGGAGCUGCCCCACUGCCUCGGCAAAGCCAAGUGUGCCUGA
Messenger RNA from Apaloderma vittatum (bar-tailed trogon), 1557 nucleotides. Its product is annotated as exocyst complex component 3-like protein. The annotation marks the transcript as partial. The transcript has 10 exons. The record is from RefSeq and is a predicted model, not a curated record. Gene Ontology annotation, molecular function: SNARE binding. Gene Ontology annotation, biological process: exocyst localization; exocytosis. Gene Ontology annotation, cellular component: exocyst. Lineage: Eukaryota; Metazoa; Chordata; Aves; Trogoniformes; Trogonidae.